AUGAUAUCUGCAACCUCUUUCCGCUGGUACUUUGUCUCUCUGUUCAUCCUCUGUCUACGCCUCGCCCUCCCCGCCUUCUUCCUGGUCAACGGAGCAUUCGCCUUUAUGUCUAAGUCAACGUGCUACGUCGUUUAUAUCCUGGUCUGGGUCUUCGGUCUUCUCAUCAACGCCUUCGGCACUGUCAACGCCGUGCUCGCUCUGGCGGUAUCCAUCUGGCCUUUCUGGUUCUAUCUGAAUACCGCGACUUCUGGCGAUUCGAAGGCUCAUCAGGGACAUCAGCAACAGCACCCCGAGACUCUAGAGGACGACUUUGAGGAAAGUCCUGGCACCCCCAUCCCCGACUUGGAAGAAGACCUUGAUUACGACCCACUUCCCGAGCCCAUCCCCACCCAUCGCCGUAGACACAGAAAGUCCAAACGGCAUGACUCUUCGAAAGGCGGGAGGUCAACCACUGCCCCGCCUACAACUGGAGCCGGUACUUCUUCGGCGAGGAGCUCUAAUGGGACCUUCAAAAGUAACGGCGACUCUCCGGGAUAUGGACACGGAUAUGGACAACCGCUAGUCCCCCCCAUCACCUCGGACAACUCCUUCUACUAUGGUAAACGUUGGUUUCACAGCUGCAAGGCUGCCUCGUCUACCUUCAGGACCCGUUCUGCGAUGAGCGGCUAUGUUCAAGUUCGUCGACAAUCCUCGAAGGAUUCUUCCUUACCUAUCAGCAGUUCGCCUGUGCUGGAACGCCUGGAACUGGUCCCUGUACCGGCUGCUCCCAAGGACACUCCUCCUCACCUACCGCCUCCCCCUCCCACACUAGCUGGUCCGCGAGUCCCGGAGUAUAGCAUCCCACUCUUCGCGCCGCUUGAUAAACCACGACGGACCUCGCAAGAGGGACAAUCAUCUACUCCUCAUCAACGACCUUCAAAUCGUCUAGCCCGCUGGUCGAAUAAGACAUCCCGCCCACUGGCCCUCUCUACCUCUGGUCUACCGGAAGCUCUUCCUUCGCCAUUUCACUCUACCCAACAUGCUUAUUCUCCAAUGAUUGUCGAAGUUGAACAUGACGAAUCGCUGGUAAUCACCCAUCGUCUUGAGCUCUUGUCCAUCAACUCUCUGCCACCUUCGCCUCGCCUUGUUAAAAUGGCGUCGCCCAUCAUCGAUCAUAACACGCGCGACGCAGGACUAGCCGUUGCCUUCAGCGAACUGGCAGCGGAAUGUGACGAAUACUCUGACUCCAGCGACGACUCUAUGGAUAUCGAUGACUCCGACUUCAGCGACUCUGACUCUAUGGAUAGCUACUCCCCCAUGGACGUGGACCCUGUGCUGAGGGAGGUUGACGUUGAUAUGGAUGCAUGGCACCACCCCCCUGUGGAGAGCCCCUUCCUAGGCAACAGCUACGCUCCGUCGCUUCGGUAUCGGUUCACUGGACUCAGCCUUGCGCCCUCCUGGGAGGACCCAUAUCACGACCACAACAUGCUCGUGGACACUUGUUGA
Molecule: messenger RNA, 1485 nt
Organism: Pleurotus ostreatus (oyster mushroom)
Lineage: Eukaryota; Fungi; Basidiomycota; Agaricomycetes; Agaricales; Pleurotaceae
Exons: 2
Coding region: 1-1485 (494 amino acids)
Source: RefSeq, a predicted model, not a curated record